CCUGCGAUGGCGGAUCUAUCUCCAAAAACUUUGCGUAUAAGUUCGAUUGUAGUUUGAAAGUUUUAUAGUCUUUCUUCGUCAUUAGGGCAUAUUCUGAUCGUUGAAAAACAAACUAUUAUUUGAACAGUUCUCAGUAAAAAAAUAAAACAAAUAUCAUGUAUCUCUGAAGUUCAUCAGUUACUUCUUAAUCAAACAGAUACAGCUAGAAGUUAUUAUUUGUAAUCAGUCAUAUCUAUAGUGUUAAGAAAUCCAUGGCCAAUUCAGUAACUCAGCAAGGCCAGUCACCGAAUCCAGCCUAUUCUCAAUUACAAGUUACCAUUUCUUCUGCUAAAUUAAAAGAUAAUGGUGGCUGGUUUAGUGGAAAGGCUGACCCUUAUGUGGAAUUGAUAGUAGAUGGUCAUCCACCACGAAAAACUGAGGUUGUCAAAAAGACAUGGACACCGCAAUGGAAUGAACAUUUCACAGUACUGGUGACUCCCCGUACAAAAUUGGAAUGUAAAGUGUUAAACCACUUUUCUGUGAAAAGUGAUGUGGUACUUGGUUCUUGUAAUAUUGAAAUACUGCCUUUAUUGCAGAAACACAAUGGAAAGUUGCAUAAUGUUACAUUGAAACAAGAGCUGAAAUCUGAGAGUAAGAAUGGUCAAACCAAAGGUGGUGACUUACAUGUUACAUUGGAUGGUAUGACGGUACCUUCUGAAGUGUUAUCAAGAUUUACAAAUGGCACCCAAGCAAAUGGGGAUGUAUCACACAAUCAGUCACAGUCUGGUACACAAGCGAUGCCGUCGUCAUCGGGUACCAGACCACGUACUAAUCCAGGUGGGUCUAGUAACAAAUCACGUCGGCAAGCACCAGCACCUCCCAGGCCCCCGCCUCCUUCAAAUGAAAGUCGAUCUCGGUCGGGAUCUGGGAGAGCCACUCCGGCUUAUACUGCAACAGCUGCCGUUACAUCAGGCACAACAACGACUUCAACAGCAACAUCCACAUCAUCAAAUGCAGACAGUACAACUACAGUCUCCAGUUCAGGAGCACCUAGAUCUAAUGCACCAAUUACAGUUGAUGUAAAUAAUCAACAAUUACCAGCAGCUUGGGAGAUGAGAAUAGAUCCACAUGGAAGACCAUAUUAUGUUGACCAUAAUACCCAUACCACUACAUGGGAAAGACCACAGCCUCUUCCACCUGGUUGGGAGCGACGUACAGAUCCAAGGGGUAGAGUUUAUUAUGUAGAUCAUAAUACUAGGACCACAACGUGGCAGAGGCCAACAGUAGAUUCCGUAAGGAACUUUGAACAAUGGCAACAACACCGAACUCAAAUGCAAGCAGCUGCCAUGCAGCAAUUUCAACAACGGUUUAUUAUCCCG
Messenger RNA from Saccoglossus kowalevskii, 1358 nucleotides. RefSeq names its product NEDD4-like E3 ubiquitin-protein ligase WWP1. Gene Ontology annotation, cellular component: cytoplasm. Gene Ontology annotation, biological process: protein ubiquitination; proteasome-mediated ubiquitin-dependent protein catabolic process. The record is from RefSeq and is a predicted model, not a curated record. Gene Ontology annotation, molecular function: protein binding; ubiquitin protein ligase activity. Lineage: Eukaryota; Metazoa; Hemichordata; Enteropneusta; Harrimaniidae.